AUGGUGCACAACCAUGGCACAGUCCUUUUGGCCCCGCAGAACCUGGCAGUUUCCGGUGCGAACCAGGUUCUGCACAACAUUGUGGCCGGCAACUUUUUCCGAGGCAACAUCGUGCUGGUGGCACCAUCAACCGGGCCGUUUGCCUCAAAGUUCCAGGAGUUUGGAGUUUCGAUCCGAAUCGGCAAGGUUGAGGACAUCCUGGACAUGAUCCGAGACAUCCGCUUCGCAAUCUGCAACACCAUUAUGACAGCCCACAUUGUCAAGAUCCUGCAGAGGCGUGGGGUUCCGUGUGCCUGGAUUUUGCACGAGUGGUGGACCAAAGAGAUGAUUCCCGAGGAGCUGCAGAAAAGGAACGACAAGAACCUCACAGUAGCUACGGUGGAGGAAGCCUUGCAAACCUGCUCUGCCACCGUGGCGGUGUGCGAGCGCCAGUUGCAUCUAUACGGCCCUGCACACGGCGAGGUGAUCUUUGUGGGCACACCAGAUGUGGACCCAAGCAGCUUCCCCGCUCUAAAGGCACCUGGAGGCUACCCUUCCGGUGAUCCUGGCUGCCCGCCCAAGGACGUUACCACCUUCUUGUGCAUCGGAAUCGUAUGCCCUCGGAAGAACCAAGCAUUUACAGUGAAGUGCUUCAAAAAGUUUGCUGGGGAUCGCAAAGAUGUUGAGCUUCUAGUUGUGGGCGUCAGAAAAAUUAGAGACUACGAAAUCGCCUAUGUGGAGCAGGUCGAGAAGGAGAUUGGCGGUGAUCCACGCAUCCAGCUGCACGAUGUGACUCAUGAGGUUGACAAGUACUACGCGAAAGCCGAUGUUGUGCUUCUGGCCUCGCUGAAUGAGGUGACACCCAUGGUCCUUGCAGAGUCAAUGGCUCGCAAGACACCCGUGAUCACAACGGGCAUUGCAGGAAUCCCAGAGAUGCUCACAGACGGCGUCGAAGGCUUCAUUUGUGGGGAAGAGGACACGGAUGCCUGUGCUGCGGAGUGGGCCAAGCGCAUGAAGGAGCUUGCAGACGACCCAGCGCUUCGUCAUCGCAUGGGAGAGGCAGGCCUGCAACGCUACGCGAAACAGUUCCGCUUGCAGCACAUGGUGGAUCAAUACAGGAUGCUUGCAAUGCGCCUGGCCAAGCCUAUCAUCUUGAUCGACAUGGACGGCGUGCUGGUCGACUGGGACAAGGGCUUCUUGAAGGCCUGGGCCGAUCGCACGGUAGUGGAUCGAAGUCAUUACGAGAUGGAGAAAUGCGUGCCGCCCGAACGCUUUGGAGAGGCAGUGGAGCUCUUCUGUUCCGAAGGCUUCUUUCGCAAUCUGCCAGAAAUGCCAGAUGGAGUGGCCUCUUUGAAAGAGAUGGUUUCCAAAGGCUUUGAGGUCCUCAUUUGCACAGCUCCUUUCGCGAAGUCACGCUACUGUGCUCAAGAGAAGUGGGAAUGGGUGAGGGAACAUCUGGGUGAUGAGUGGCUCUUGCGGAUGGUGAUCACCCAGGACAAGACCACGGUGCGCGGAGACGUCCUGAUCGACGACAAGCCGAAAAUCACAGGGAGCCAGAUCCCUUUGUGGAAGCAGGUGGUCUUUGACGCGCAGUACAACCGCAAUGUGGAGAUGGACGGCCGCCGCCGCCUGUGCGCCUGGAAAGACUGGGAGAAGGUUCUUGCUGAGGAGUUGCCCAUCCGACUGGAGGAAGAAGCGGAGGAUGACCAGACUGAGGCGUCUGAGGCUUCCGAGACGAAGCCGAUCUCUGAAGUUCCCUCUGAAUCGACUGUCGCCAUCACUGCCGAGGAGGUGGCGAAGCUGCGAGACUUCUCCGCUGAGCUUGAGGGCUCCAGCUUCCUGAAGGACUACCGUGCGUGGCGCUUGGGCAAGACGAAAGGGGCGAAAGGCGAGUUCUGGCAGGCAGUGGCAGACAUCGAGAGGAUCAAGAAGCAGCUCUUCCUGGAGGGAGACGAUUGGUCCUCAGUGCAUGUGUACCGCCACGACUAUGGCAACUGGCGCCGUGGCAGGGCCCGGGGAGCCAAGGCCACCCGUGCGGAGGGCCCUGUGGCUGCAGCUGCCUUCAUGUGA
This is a messenger RNA of Symbiodinium natans, 2049 nucleotides long. NCBI's taxonomy places the organism in Eukaryota, Dinophyceae, Suessiales, Symbiodiniaceae. The record is from the annotation of a GenBank genome assembly.